Suillus plorans is the source of this 252-nucleotide messenger RNA. RefSeq lists its product as uncharacterized. The record is from RefSeq and is a predicted model, not a curated record. Gene Ontology annotation, biological process: cytoplasmic translational initiation. Gene Ontology annotation, cellular component: eukaryotic translation initiation factor 3 complex. The annotation marks the transcript as partial. The transcript has 2 exons. Lineage: Eukaryota; Fungi; Basidiomycota; Agaricomycetes; Boletales; Suillaceae.
GCGUCACUGGAUUUUGCACGCGUCGGGCAUGACCUACCGUAUUCGAAGGUCGCGUCGAUCCUACAGAUUGAAUUGAGUGAAGUAGAGAAGUGGGCGAUCGAUGUAAGUACCGGUCUUCUGUCGGGAAAGCUCUUGCAGACUACCCAAUCUCUACACCUUUACCGUUCAUCAGUAUGCACAUUUGAGCGAGAGCAAUGGGAGGCACUGGAAAAGCGUCUUGUUGCGUGGAAGGCGGGCCUAGCGAGCGUGCUG